This is a messenger RNA of Pectinophora gossypiella (pink bollworm), 1389 nucleotides long. Its product is annotated as putative nuclease HARBI1. The transcript has 2 exons. The record is from RefSeq and is a predicted model, not a curated record. Lineage: Eukaryota; Metazoa; Arthropoda; Insecta; Lepidoptera; Gelechiidae. Bases 254 to 1306 code for a protein of 350 amino acids.
UAUUCUCAGAUGUCACUCAAGAUUUCCUCCACUCGACUCAACCUCGGUUGAGGAUUUUUGGUAUUCAUAGUUGACAUUUACGUCCUCGACUUAUGGUUCUUCCUCACUGGAGGUGAGUAAAAAUUGAGGAAUGAACUGUCAAAUGUAAGGUACCUCGUGACCAACCUUAAGGACUACUCAACGCUUGAAAUCCGUGCGAACGCUUGUUGUGACGAUACUUUUUAUAUUACAAACUUCGAUUUUUGUUAUUAAAAUGAGUGAUAGUGACUUAUAUAGUGACUUUGAAGAGUUUAUGGAUUAUGUUUAUGAUAAUCCUUACGAUUAUCCGGCGCGGAAAUAUAUCAGAGACGCUCAAAACCCUUUGGAAUGUUACGACGAAGAACAAUUUCAAAAACGCUUUCGAUUUAGGAAAGAUACCGUUGUUCAUAUGAUAUUGCCACUGAUUGGAUUGCAAUCAAAUGUAACCAACAAAGGGUUACCUUUACCACCCAUAUUGCAACUACUCAUAGCGUUAAGAUUUUAUGCUACAGGAAACUUCCAGAUUGUUUGCGGAGACCUGCAUAAGAUCAGUCAGCCAGUUGUAUCUAAAAUCGUGGCUAAGCUAUCGAAAAUAUUAGCAAUGAAAGUAGUUGAGUUUAUCAAGUUCCCUGGAGCACACGAGAGAGCCAACGUGAAGAGAGCAUUUUACCAACGUGCUCAAUUCCCAGGGGUAAUCGGGUGCAUUGACUGCACUCACGUACCAAUUAAAAAUCCGAGUCGGGAAAAUGGAGAACUUUUCAGAAAUAGAAAAGGUGAGUUCUCUAUAAAUGUACAACUAAUAUGCGGGCCACAAAUGUUGAUUUACGACAUUGUGGCGAGGUGGCCAGGAUCUGCCCAUGAUUCCCGCAUAUUCAGCAACAGCCGUUGUAGUAUGCGCUUUGAAGAAGGGGAUUUAGUAGGUGCUGGCAUACUUUUAGGGGACAGUGGAUAUGCACAGUCGUCUUACACGUAUACUCCCGUGCUAAAUCCACAAACACCAGAUCAGGAGCGCUACAACAGAUCCCAUAUCAGUACUAGAAAUAUUAUAGAAAGGCUGAAUGGUGUCCUGAAAAGAAGAUUUGCUUGUUUAAGCAGGAAGCUUCAGAACAAAAUAAAAAAUGUCCCUAACAUCAUCGUGGCAUGUGCUGUAUUGCACAAUAUCAGUGUUAACACUAACCAAGAAAUGCCAGAACCCUUGAGGUCAAGGAUAGACCCACCAACACCUGUUCCAGACAAUGAACGAGGUAGUAUUAUAAGAGCUAGUUUUAUCGCAAGACAUUUUAGUUAAGUAUAAUUUUGUUAUGUUAGUUAUGUUUCCUCAGCAAAAAGAACGCCUUUUGUACCACUUGCUUCUUGUAUUUAAAUAAUAAA